This is a messenger RNA of Austrofundulus limnaeus, 2065 nucleotides long. It is a transcript of the gene psg4, whose product is annotated as sialoadhesin. The transcript has 8 exons. NCBI's taxonomy places the organism in Eukaryota, Metazoa, Chordata, Actinopteri, Cyprinodontiformes, Rivulidae. The coding region runs from base 1 to 1707 and encodes 568 amino acids. The record is from RefSeq and is a predicted model, not a curated record.
AUGGAGGACGUGAUUUUUGUGUUCUUCAUCCCUGAAGUGGUCUUGUGGAAGAAUGUCCAGGCUGUCUCACCGGUACCCACAGUCCCAGACCGAGUCCAGGCUCUGGUGGGCUCCUGUGUGKUGAUUCCCUGCUCCUUCACGCCGUCGCCCGUGGCCCCUCGUCUUUUCGGAGGCCAGAGGCAGAGGGUAGAUGUGCGGCUGAGGUUCAACGACGGUGGUCGGGUGUUUCCUCUGCCGAGCAUCGCUUUCAACAGCGAAAGCAAAACCCAGGUGAGCAGGGCUUUCCGGGGCAGGACAUCCCUCGCUGGACAAACUGGAAAUGGAGACUGCUCCGUGAAGAUAGAGGAGGUCAGACGGGAUGACCCGCAGCUGCUGGAGGUGGCUCUGAAGAAAGGAGAUGACUCUCUUUGGGGGAAAUCAAGGAGUAUUAGUGUAGAUAUUAUUGACACUCCCGAGCCUCCUGUCAUCAGCGGCGAGCUGUCAGCCACCGAAGGACAGCUGGUGACCCUGAACUGCUCUGUCACGUACCACUGCCCCUCCACCCCGCCCACCCUCCAGUGGAGCUGGGAGCGAGGCACCCAGCCCAACAGCACUGAGUUCGGGGAAAUACAGACGCUUUACCCAGAUCCCCACAGGUGGACGUUGCUAUCCUCCCUGUCGUUCACCGUGACCCAYCAGGUGAAGCCCAGACUCAGGUGCGAGGUCAAACAUCCAGGGGUCCAACCGUUAGCCACUGCCAGGGAUCUGCACGUGACAUUUCCCCCCAAAGAUGUGAGGGUCCAGGUUGAGACGCUAACGGUGCAGCAGGGAGGCAACGCCUUGCUGGAUUGUUUGUGCAAAGCCGACCCUCCGGCAUCAGAGUACCACUGGUCCUACACCCAAGGUGGCCGCACCRYCCACCUCCACCAGCGAGGGUACAGGGUGAGAGUGUUCAACGUGACCAGGGACAUGAGGGUCCGCUGCUCGGCACAAAACGCCAUCGGCCGGGGGGARUCCCAGCCCACAUCCCUCAACGUGCAAUAUAAGCCAUCCAUCCUGCAGCUCUCCUCCACCUGUGCUCUGAAGGACUCUGAGGUUCUCUGUCACUGUUCCRUCGACUCCAACCCCAAAGCAGCCGUCACCUGGAGCGUUAACGGAACCGUUCCACCUCUCGAUUACAACGUGUCCGUAACAUCAGACGCUGACACGCUAACGGCCUCUCUGAGGGGUCACAUGGACGAACCACAGAGGAUCACCUGCUUUGCUUUCAACUCCCUUGGAAAUGACUCCCUUGUUUUGCUGCAGGGAGAUGAAGAAASUGUAUCUUUGAUUUGGAUCAUUUUACCUGCUGCGGUCAUCUGUCUGCUCAUAUUCCUCCUGCUUCCUCUUGUGUACUGGAGGAAAAAAGCUGAAAAACGCGUUCUUAGAGGACCUCCAGUCGUGUACCCUGAAGGACUGGGAAUUUACCAGGACAGGAUGCCACUCUAUGUUAACUGCACUGAAGUGACUCAUGUUUACACCAAUGGCAGCUACCAGCUUGUAUACCAGAACUGCACGCCUCUUUUUGUUCAUACCAAGCAGAGCCGUCCAAUGGGGCGAAGAGGUGGGGCGAGAAGAAGAGACAGAGAAGCCAGAGGGACUGAUAGAAGAGCUGACGUGGAAGUUAGAGGCACAAGAGCGGUGCAGGAAUCUGAUCCAGAGACAGCCAUCUACCUGGAGAUUCUCUGAGUCAGAAACUAAUUGCAAAUGUGUGUUGAGUUCAAUCUUGUUCAUGAGCCAAUAUGAGCAUGGUCAUUAGAGUUCUCAAAUAUUUUUUAUGUGUUAGAGUGCUUUUUUACAAAAGAUGGAAAGAUUUGAUUUAAAAAAGGUUCAUCUUUCCAGAAUAGAAGCGCCUAAUAUUUAAUGUUUUCUGAUAAAUAGAAUAGAAUAGAAUAGAAUAGAAUAGUUCUGUAAAACUGCCCAUGAUGUUUUGCCUUUAGAAGUAAAAAAAUAAAUAAGUGCUGAAACUUUAGGUUCAAAGUUCACUAUUUACUUAUUUUUGUUUGUUUGUUUGUUUUAGACCAAUGCCAUAAACAGGCACUGUAAA